AUGAUCCUAGAAGGAGGUAAUUGAUUGGUCAGUAGCAGGGAAAGAGGUCACUGAUUGGCCAUGAAAGCAGAAGUGCAGUUCAGUCACUGACCUGAAGUCAGCAUGUAAUAGUGAUGAUUCCGUAGGGUUGAAUCAGACGAGAGUGAGACUGAGAAAGAGGGAGAGAUUAAGACAAAGAGAGGACAAGAGCGAAAGGUAGGGUAAGAGAGAGGCGAUUGAAGGAAAGACAGACAGACUGAGAGCUAGAAAGAGUUGGAGGAAGGGAGAGAUUGAGAGAGGAAGAGAGUAGGGUAGAUUCAGAGGGAGGAAGAAGUAGUAUUGUGGUCAAGUACAUAUUGUGUUGAAUUGAAAGACAGGGUGGAGGGCCACUAUUUAGACAUAACAUAGGCCUGAGAUUGACCCUUCACAAGAAAUAACCUCGCCUCUCCUCUCAAUGUCUACAUGUCUACUUGUUCAUUGUUUUACCCAUUGAAUCAUAAAGGGGUGUAUUUCUGUUCUCUGAGAAGUUGUCUGAAUGUAACUAGGGAAGUGCUCUGGGUUAAAAUGUCACAGUUACUGUUGCUAAUGCCCAAUAGUUAUUUUAGAAUGUUUAAGGUCAGGGUUAAUAAUUCACUAAUAGGUUUGACUUGUUGACUUGUUGGAGUUACAUCUCCAUUAUAUCCCAUGGUUGGGGACCAUGUGACCCAAGCAGGAAAAUCUCUGGGCCCUAGUUAUGCCUCUCAGAGUUGUUCCUGAAAGGCUUCCCUCCGCAAGUGUUCCACUACAUAGCUUUCACCUAUCCAGUCAAUGUCAGAUCAGUGAGAUGGGAGGGGAGGAGGCAUGGCCAUUGUGUAACCCAGGCCAGACUGAGGACUGAGGAGAAGGUCUGUGGCAGCAGUCGGUGUGUGAGAAAGAGUUGGGGGUUAGUGAAGGGGAAAGGGAUGUGAAAGCUGCUAAAGCAUUCACACACACAGUGAGAGGCAAACACAUGACGUACUUGUUGGAGCAUUCCUGGAUUAUUGCUUAAAGAUGUCUGUCUGUCUGUCUUUCACUGCCUCUCCAUCUCUCUCCAUCUCCCUCAUGUUAGACAACCUGAGUGUGAGAAUGGGAAGGGGAAACCUAUCGAACAUUAGCAACGUUUCAGUAUCAAACAAGGCUAAUCAUCUGAUAUUGAUGAGUGUGUGUGUGCUGGAAACAUAUGCAUGGUUAUUCAGUAUGAUAGAAUCUGCUUUGGCCAAGCUCUGUGUUCCGAUGGGAAUCUGAUUGGUUGGGAUGUAUUAUCUGUUACACACACACUGUUCUGGUUCGGGAUGGCCACAUUCCCCGGAGCAUUACACAGAGGAAGAAAAGAAAAGAGAAGGUGAGACGUAAUGUAAAAAUUAUACAUACACACAUUCAGAGCAAUGAGCUGAACUCAUUUGUUAGUUGCAGAGCUCUCUCUCUCUUUCUCACAUACUGAAACUAAUAGUAUGUGUUUGUGCCUCUCUGAAAUGGCUUGUUCCUCUCAUCCACUCAUCCCUUCUUUUCUCUCUCUCUGUAGGUGGAGGAGGGAAGCGGAAAGGGAGGAGUAAGAAAUGGAAGGAGAUCCUUCGCUUCCCCCACAUCAGCCAGUGCACUGAGCUGGGCAACAGCAUCGGUACAUCAUUGUGUGUGUGUGUGUGUGUGUGUUUUUGGUUUUACUAUCCUUGUCGGGAUCAGAAGUCCUCACACAAGGAUGGUAAAACAAGGAAAAUUCUGACAAGUGGGGACAUUUCGCCAGUCCCCACAAGGCAAAAGCAAUUUUAGGUUUAGGGUUAGGUUAGGGGUUAAGGAAAAUGGGAUUUUGAAUGUGACUCAAUUGUUUGGUCCCCACAAGGAUAGUAAAACAAACUUGUGGGUGCAAGUAUUACAUAUGUGUCACGCUGCUGCAGUGCUGUUAAUGUAAGUGAUUGUAAACGUGCCUGGGUCUUUCCAAAUGUGUGUUAUUUCUACAGACCAGAUACUAGUGUUUGUGUGUGUGUGUUUGUUUCUGGCAGAUCGGGACUACAUGAGCCUGUGUGAGAAACAGCCCAUCGGCAGACUGCUUUUUCGCCUCUACUGUGAGACCAGACCUGAACUGCUGCGAUGCAUCCACCUACUGGACGCCAUGGUAACACACACACAGACACACACACUUUUAAAUGCAUUCACUUGGAUUAAACAGUCAUCCAAAAAGCACUAGUCAUGCUCAGUUGACUGAGAGAAGACAAUCAAAUUGAGUAGUGAUUAUAAUAGCAGCCUCCUCCCCUUUACUCAGUGUCUAGACACAGUGUCCCAGAUUACAGGUUUUAGAUGUGAAAAUGCCUCUAAUCGUCAGAGAAGAAACAAUCCGAAUCAAAUACCAAUAGUAACCAGAAGCUAAUAGUAACCAGAAGCCAAUAGUAACCAGAAGCCAAUGGUAACCAGAAGCCAAUAGUAAUCCCCUAACCUUCUCCCCCUGUUUUCUUGUGUCUAGACGGAAUGCCUCGCACAUGACACAUUUCAGUUUUCGAGUAAAGCCCAAAAUAUCACUGUAGGCAUGUGACUGGACAGAAUGAGAGGAUUGUUUCUGGUCAGACCCCCGUCCUGUUCUCACCCCUUCCCACCAACCUAAAAAUGACCAUCACACUCUGAGGGAAACUACCCUCGCCACACAUGCAUACACAAAAAAUGCGCACAUACAAGAAUGGGUCAGCGGCAGAUGCAUUUUUGGAGAAAGAGAGAGAACCGGGAACCGGGAAAAUAAUGAAAUAAGAUAUUGAGAUUCCAUCACCCAAAUACUCUUGUUGGGUCAUUUGAAAAGUUCAUAAUUGAUGGACAGGUACAGUGAGGGAUAAAAGUAUUUGAUCCCCUGCUGAUUUUGUACGUUUGCCCACUGACAAAGAAAUGAUCAGUCUAUAAUUUUAAUGGUAGGUUUAUUUGAACAGUGAGAGACAGAAUAACAACAAACAAAUCCAGAAAAACGCAUGUCAAAAAUGAUAAUAAAUUGAUUUCCAUUUUAAUGAGGGAAAUAAGUAUUUGACCCCCUCUCAAUCAGAUAGAUUUCUGGCUCCCAGGUGUCUUUUAUACAGGUAACGAGCUGAGAUUAGGAGCACACUCUGAAAGGGAGUGCUCCUAAUCUCAGCUUGUUACCUGUAUAACAGACACCUGUCCACAGAAGCAAUCAAUCAAUCAGAUUCCAAACUCUCCACCAUGGCCAAGACCAAAGAGCUCUCCAAGGAUGUCAGGGACAAGAUUGUAGACCUACACAAGGCUAGAAUGGGCUACAAGACCAUCGCCAAGCAGCUUGGUGAGAAGGUGACAACAGUUGGUGUGAUUAUUCGCAAAUGGAAGAAACACAAAAGAACUGUCAAUCUCCCUCGGCCCGGGGCUCCCUGCAAGAGUUGCAAUGAUCAUGAGAACGGUGAGGAAUCAGCCCAGAACUACACGGGAGGAUCUUGUCAAUAAUCUCAAGGCAGCUGGGACCAUAAUCACCAAGAAAACAAUUGGUAACACACUACGCCGUGAAGGACUGAAAUCCUGCAGCGCCCGCAAGGUCCCCCUGCUCAAGAAAGCACAUAUACAGGCCCGUCUGAAGUUUGCCAAUGAACAUCUGAAUGAUUCAGAGGAGAACUGGGUGAAAAUUUUGUGGUCAGAUGAGACCAAAAUCGAGCUCUUUGGCAUCAACUCAACUCGCCGUGUUUGGAGGAGGAGGAAUGCUGCCUAUGACCCCAAGAACACCAUCCCCACCGUCAAACAUGGAGGUGGAAACAUUAUGCUUUGGGGUUGUUUUUCUGCUAAGGGGUCAGGACAACUUUACCGCAUCAAAGGGACGAUGGACGGGGCCAUGUACCGUCAAAUCUUGGGUGAGAACCUCCUUCCCUCAGCCAGGGCAAUGAAAAUGGGUCGUGGAUGGGUAUUCCAGCAUGACAAUGACCCAAAACACACAGCCAAGGCAACAAAGGAGUGGCUCAAGAAGAAGCACAUUAAGGUCCUGGAGUGGCCUAGCCAGCCUCCAGACCUUAAUCCCAUAGAAAAUCUGUGGAGGGAGAUGAAGGUUCGAGUUGCCAAACGUCAGCCUCGAAACCUUCAUGACUUAGAGAAGAUCUGCAAAGAGGAGUGGGACAAAAUCCCUCCUGAGAUGUGUGCAACCUGGUGGCCAACUACAAGAAACGUCUGACCUCUGUGAUUGCCAACAAGGGUUUUGCCACCAAGUACUAAGUCAUGUUUUGCAGAGGAGUCAAAUACUUAUUUCCCUCAUUAAAAUGCAAAUCAAUUUAUAACAUUUUUGACAUGCGUUUUUCUGGAUUUUUUUGUUGUUAUUCUGUCUCUCACUGUUCAAAUAAACCUACCAUUAAAAUUAUAGACUGAUCAUGUCUUUGUCAGUGGGCAAACGUACAAAAUCAGCAGGGGAUCAAAUACUUUUUUCCCUCACUGUAUGAACAAUGUCCAAAGGAAUGUUUGUGUGUUGUAUUUUUUGUGUGUGUCCAUGUGCUUCUAAUGUAUAAGCUAGGGUGUUAGUGAGGGAAAAUAGCACAGUAGCUAGCGAUAGAGAGAGAGAGAUGUGUAACAGCAGAAGGAAUGCGCCUGGGGGUCCCUGUGUUUCCUCUGACGUCAGUGCAGGAGGGAGGGGUGUAUGUGUGAAUGCUGCCGAAUUAUGAUGGGCUAUUGUUGGCAAGAGACUGCAUUGUAAGACACAACACACACACACUCACACAGAAUGAGCCACCCAAUUGUUAGCCGAAGGGGUUAGCCGAAGAGAAAUGGAAACGCCCCCUUGGCCUUUUGGCAGACUUACACACUCACACAGGACAGAGUAACAGCUCUAAUGGCAGAAGUAUGUCCUUUUCACUCUAUGCCUUUCUUUCUCUGUCUGUGUCUCAGAGCAGAGUAGACCAAUAUAGAGGGCCACAGCCAGGGUCAGGAGAGAAGUUCUAGGUGUGUGUGUGUUGGGGGGGACACACUGACACUAAAGGACCUCGCGGAAUCCUGCCGUGUUGACUAUGUGGUUGCCAGGCAACACAGGGUCACAUAUGGGGUCCCAGGCAGCGUGUGUGUCAGAGAGGGAGUGUGUCUGUUAAUAACAGAUUGUGGGUUAAAGAGGUGUUUGUGUGUGUUUCAGGGCAGGUGGGCUAGUGGAGAGUCUUGCAUAAAGGCGCUGCGUAAUAGGUUCGGUUUGCUUCUAGCAGAACUCAGUUAGGCGACACAGACGUCUGUAUGCAAGGCAUGCGACUGACAGACGUUCGCGUCGCCUUCCUCAAAAUAGUCAGAAUGAAUCUAAGAUAAACCAAGAAAUCUGUAAUUAAUUUAGACAUUUUUAGUCGCAUAAUUUUACAUCUAACUAAGAUGUUUGGAGCAGUAUUUCUCAAGUUAAAAAAAAAAUCAUGAAAACUAGUCGUCUCAUUGAAUGACAACAAACACUUCAUCCACUAGUUACCCCAGCCACAAAGUCAAAAUUGUCUAUAUCGUAAAAAUCUGUUAUGUCGAACAGCCUAAAAAAACCUGACGAACACCAAAGCGAACAAAGACGUCACAAGAUUUCAUAAUAAUAUAUGCGCAAACUGUUUUGACUGGGAAGCAUGCGACAGGCUUAAUCAAAUCAAAUAAAAUGUUAUUGGUCACAUACACAUAUUUAGCAGAUGUUAUUGCGGGUGUAGCAAAAUGCUAAUAGAAUAGAGAGGCGAGAGAAUGAUCAGGGAGUGAAGGAUUAACACCUACUCACCACGAGACUAUGCCCCGGCCCCUAGCAAUGCUGUACCACUCAGUGCUCUCGCACUCCUGGCUGAUAAAUACUGGAGGUGCUAAGGAUAUAGAUAAUGGCUGAUCAUUUCAACUCAAGGCAGUCCACACUGUUCUGGUCUAGUCGCAUGCUGCAUGUUUGCACAACACUGAAAGCCACACAAUAAUGUCAUUCAAAACAUGAUCUCGUCCAUACAUUGCCCCUGAUUAUGGAAUAUUAUUGUAUGUCCAGUCACACCUGGCUCGAAAUAGUAUGUUUUUUUCUUUCAAAUACUAUAGUUGCAUACCCAGGAUGCCAGUUGGAUGCGGUUUGCAGUUUUGGGACUAUUCCAUUGGUUGAAUUAUGCUGGGCAAGAUAAAACGAUAGUGCAUUAAGUUUUUCAAAGAAAACAAAUACUAUUUGGAGCUAUUAUUAUAUUAUGAACUGUAAGUGUAUAAUGAUGUUGUGUUCUUUCAGGACGACUAUGAGCUGGCGCCUGAUGAGAAACGGAAAAGCAGAGGAGGUGAAAUCAUUGGGAAGUUCCUCACUAAACAGGUGAGUGAGUCUUUGUAGGGGGAUUGAUGAAUGUAGAUAGGUCAACAACUGUUAGAGCUAUAUAACAUGUUUGUUUGUCAACUAUUUUGUUAACUAUUUAGCAGACUUGGUGCAUUGGUACCGCUUGCAUGCGGUAGCAGAGAGAACAGUGUAUGACUUGGGUGGCCGGAGUCUUUGACACUGCCUGGUAUAGAGGUCCUGGAUGGCAGGAAGCUUGGCCCCAGUGAUGUACUGGGCCGUACGCACUACCCUCUGUAGCGCCAAGCAGUUGCCAUACCAAGCGGUGAUACAGCCAGUCAAGAUGCUUUCAGUGGUGCAGCUGUAGAACCUUUUGAGGAUCUGAGGGCCCAUGCCAAAUCUUUUCAGCAUCCUGAGGGGGAAGAGGCGUUGUCGUGCCCUCUUCACGACUGUGUUGGUGUGUGUGUGUGUACCAUGUUAAUUCCUUAGUGAUAUGGAUACAGAGGAACAUGAAGCUCUCGACCCACUCCACUACAGUCCCAUCGAUAUGGACGGGGGCGUGCUCGGCCCUCCGUUUCUUGUACUCCACGAUCAGCUCCUUUGUCUUGCUGACGUUGAGGGAAAGGUUGUUGUCCUGGCACCACACUGCCAGGUCUCUGACCUCCUCCCUAUAGGCUGUCUCAUCGUCUUCGGUGAUUAGGCCUACAACACUAAUUCCCAUUUGUGUGUGUGUGUGCGUGCGUGUGUCUGUGUAGUCGUCAGAGUGUGUGGAAGCAGCAGAGAGCCUUGCUGAGCAGUGUAGAGAGAACCUGGAGCUUCACCCCUGCAAGGAGAUCUUCAGUGACUGUCGCAAGUAAGGGAAUCUUUCUUUGGUCUCACUCCUUUUUGUCAACUAUGAUAUUCUUAUUAAGAAACAGCUUGUCCUUAGCUUAUCCCUAGCCUCGUCCCAUACUCUAUAUGCUGUAGCCAACUCUUAUAUCAUUUCUAUCAAGUUGCUGACAUAACGAAGCUUCAAAGGUGACUUUGAUUAACACACUAGUAACAGUGGGAGAAAUUAAGUGGUUGUUGUACCAGGUGUAUAUGCAAUGUGUGCAAGGGCCUGGGGAUGAGGUUGCGUUUGACAAUGAAGGAACACCGAGAGGAGUUGGCUAAAGAACAAACACACUGGACCACCAGCUGGCUUACCUCCUACUGUAACUGAAGCUGUUGUCUGUUGUCUCAGGGCUUUUAACCUUUAACCUUUUGUUUGUUGUCUGUUCUUUAGGGCUCUCCAUGACUACCUGAGAGGAGCUCCCUUCUCUGACUACCAGAACAGCAUGUACUUUGACCGUUUCCUACAGUGGAAGAUGCUGGAGAGGUGAGUGCUGCUUAAACUCCUACAAAAUCUAAUAGAAACUGAUGUUUUCAGUGAUUAUUGAAUAGCACAGAGCUAGCUUGGGGGCCAUGGGUGCGACCGCCCUAGGGCCCAAGCACCUAAUUUUUCAAUGAUGAUGUAGCCUACCAAAAACCAAAGUAAAAGCAUUCUUUAAAGUUGAGAUCCACAAUAGGCACAACGGCGUCACUGGCCGCCAAAGCGCAUUUGUUAUUGUUUUUGUUAUGAGGAAAUGAGCAUCCAGCAUGGUGGUAAAAAAAAAAUCGUAGUACAUACUCUGCUGUUCUAUCACGCGUGCAAUGAUUUCUGAGGGGAAAAAAACAGUGAAGGUUGUUUAAAGUAACGUCUUUGUUGUUGUAAUACCGCAAUGGAUUCCAGAUUUAACACCAUAAAACAUGGAAAAAUGAACAGUACCAGUCAAAAGUUUGGACACACCUAUUCAUUCAAGGGUUUUUCUUAAUUUUUACGAUUUUCUACAUUGUAAUAGUAAAGACAUCAAAACUAUGAAAUAACACAUAUGGAAUCAUGUAGUAACCAAAAAAGUGUUAAACAAAUCAAAAUAUAUUUAUAUUUGAGAUUCUUCAAAGUAGCCACCCUUUGCCUUGAUGACAGCUUUGCACACUCUUGGCAUUCUCUCAACCAGCUUCAUGAGGUAGUCACCUGGAAUAAUUAACAGGUGUGCCUUGUUAAAAGUUAAUUUAUGGAAUUGCUUUUCUUCUUAAUGUGUUUGACCCAAUCAGUUGGGUUGUGACAAGGUAGGGUUGGUAUACAGAAGAUAGCCCUAUUUGGUAAAAGACCAAUUAUGGCAAGAACAGCUCAAAUAAGCAAAGAGAAACGACAGUCCAUCAUUACUUUAAGACAUGAAGGUCAGUCAAUCCGGAAAAUGUCAAGAACUUCGAAAGUUUCUUCAAGUGCAGUCGAAAAACCAUCAAGCGCUAUGAUGAAACUGGCUCUCAUGAGGACCGCCACAGGAAAGGAAGACCCAGAGUUACCUCUGCUGCAGAGGAUAAGUUAAUUACAGUUACCAGCCUCAGAAAUUGCACCCCAAAUAAAUGCUUCAUAGAGUUCAAUUAACAGACACAUCUCAACAUCAACUGUUCAGAGGAGACUGUGUGAAUCAGGCCUUCAUGGUUGAAUUGCUGCAAAGAAACCACUGCUAAAGGACACCAAUAAGAAGAAGAGACUUGCUUGGGCCAAGAAACAUGAGCAAUGGACAUUAGACCAGUGGAAAUCUGUCCUUUGGUCUGAUGAGUCCAAAUGUGAGAUUUUUGGUUCCAACUGCCGUGUCUUUGUGAGACACAGUGUAGGUGAACGGAUGAGCUCUGCAUGUGUGGGUCCCACCGUGAAGCAUGGAGGAGGAAGUGUGAUGUUGUGGGGGUGCUUUGCUGGUGACACUGUCUGUGAUUUAUUUAGAAUUCAAGGCACAAUUAACCAGCAUGGCUACCACAGCAUUCUGCAGCGAUACGUCCAUCCCAUCUGGUUUGCGCUUAGUGGGACUAUCAUUUGUUUUUCAACAGGACAAUGACCCAAAACACUCCUCCAGGCUGUAUAAGGGCAAUUUGACCAAGAAGGAGAGUAAUGGAGUGCUGCAUCAGAUGACCUGGCCUCCACAAUCCCCCGACCUCAACCCAAUUGAGAUGGUUUGGGAUGAGUUAGACUGCAGAGUGAAGGAAAAGCAGCCAACAAGUGCUCAGCAAAUGUUGGAACUCCUUCAAGACUGUUGGAAAAGCAUUCCUCAUGAAGCUGGUUAAGAGAAUGCCAAGAGUGUGCAAAGCUGUCAUCAAGGUAAAGGGUGGCUACUUUGAAGCAUCUCAAAUAUAACAUAUAUUUUGAUUUGUUUAACACUUUUUUGGUUACUACAUGAUUCCAUAUGUGUUAUUUCAUAGUUUUGAUGUCUUCACUAUUAUUCUACAUUGUAGAAAAUAGUAAAAAAUUAAGAAAAACCCUUGAAUGAGUAGGUGUGUCCAAACUUUUGACUGGUACUCUAUAUAUAAUAUGAUAUAUUAUAUGAUUUCAUUAAACCCUGGAAUUUGUCUGAGCUGGUGUUGCUUAUUUUAUAAAGCAAUGUACAGCUUUCUGUCGCUAUACCCCCUUGAGGGGCCCGCUGGCCUGGGACUGGCAACAAUUCGAGGGAAAAACACAUUCUAAAGUGCAUCUGCUGCGAGCGGUUGCAUAUGACAGAGGCAAAAUCUAAAGAUGCAACAACUAGGAUGGUUGCUAAUAUGACUAGGAUUGUGCAUCUGGCUUCUGGACAACGAAAGAAAGUUGAUGUGGAAACAAAUAGAACAGGACAUAAAUGCUGGUUUCAAUGGCAUAUGAGGAAGUCUUUAUUAAAUAAUUCACAUUUCUAAGUUUGGAUUUUGGCAAGGCCACUUUGAAUCAAUAGGCUAUGAAGUAAAACUUCCAGAUUACAAACAAUUAAGUAUAUAUUUUCAACAUGCAGACUGCCUACAGCUCAGAUUGCAAACCAUGCCAGAUAGGCUACUCUGGUUGUAGGCCUAAUAAGUUGCAAUUUGCUUAAUAUUAAGAUGAGUUGAGAAAUAAAUAUAGUAGCAAUAGAAAGCUGGGAUCCUCUUUUAGUGGACAUCAAAACUCUAUCACACUCGAUUGCAUGUAGAAAUGUUGUGCAUUGACUGGGCUUAUAAGAACACGUUUGAGGAGCUGUCGCUGCACACUCAAACUAGGCUCUGUUACCCGACCCGAGCCCGACGGCCCCGACAUUAUACAUCGGGUUAGGGCCGGGUACGGUAUCACUAAAUUGAUCACUAACAUUUCGUAGCUGAGCCAUUUGCUCGUGCUCUGCUGCGCAGUUGAGUCAUAUCUGACUAAGAUCAUAACAUGGUGUCAGAAGUGCUUCAACCUCAUCAAAUAUAAAACAGGAGAGAUUAUUUCACAGAAAAUAAUAAUGUUCCUUGAGUUUUGUCGGAGUUUAGUGAUGAAAAGUAGCCAACAGCUAACUGCUGUCUGAUGUAUCUUCUUUGAGCAGAGCAGCCCAACUGGAGCCGUUGCUAUGGAUACUCACAGACUUAGAGCCGCCAUGAGCAGAACGCAUGCAGAGCGAGCAGGGAGCGAGUGAUGGACAGAGAGAAGCAGCUAAUGGAUUUACUAAUGGAGGAAGUUAUUUCUCAUUUCGGGCAGGGCCUUAAAUUUAGCAGAAGCAGGGUAGGGCCUGGGUAGAGUAGGGCCUGAACGUUGUGGGCAUGGGUAGGGUUCGGGCUUAAAAUUGAUGCCCAUGCAGGGCUCUAGUAUGCGGUGCGCAUGUGAUAAAAUAAGAUACAUGACGAACUAAUGAAAAUACACGCACAAAUUUAUUUGCACUCAUUUAUGCAAAUCAACCUAUAGCUAGACCGGUAACCACGACAGGUAAAAAAAAAUCUGCGACUAACAGUUACGCCUUACUGUUAACAUCCCUAGUGAUGAUGCCUAGUUUGCGUUUGCGUUUAUGAUAGGACAUACCAGCUAUUCAUUUAAUUGAUUUGGUCAGAAGGGCCCCUCUAGAGCACCCCUCCCCUUCUGUGGUGAGACGCUCUAGCUCUGCGCCUGGUACUAUGUUAUCCAGCUGUACAUUAAUGACUGAUGUGUUUUCAGGCAGCCAAUAACUAAAGACACGUUUCGACAGUACCGAGUACUGGGGAAGGGAGGAUUCGGAGAGGUGAGGCACAAUUUUCCAUUUAGAGAAUUAUUAGAGAAUUGUGUGUGAGAUGAACUGGCCUAUGAUAUAAUACUGUGUGUUCUCUCAGGUGUGUGCGUGCCAGGUGCGAGCCACAGGGAAGAUGUAUGCCUGCAAGAAGCUGGAGAAGAAGAGGAUUAAGAAGAGGAAAGGAGAGUCCAUGGCCCUUAACGAGAAACAAAUACUAGAGAAGGUCAACAGCAGAUUUGUUGUGAGUCUCUUCCUAUUAUUUGGACACAUGACCAUACAAUACAUGUAGACACUCUUUCACUUUAUUCUCUCUCUCUCUCUCCAUCUAGGUGAGUUUAGCAUAUGCCUAUGAGACCAAAGAUGCUCUGUGUCUGGUGUUGACCUUAAUGAAUGGAGGAGAUCUGAAGUUCCACAUCUAUAGCAUGGGGACUCCAGGCUUUGAGAAGGACAGGGUCCAGUUCUAUGCUGCCCAGAUCUGCUGCGGCCUGGACCACCUACACCAGGAAUCCAUUGUCUACAGGUGACAGCUUUUUAUCAUAGCACCUACACUCACCAGAUUCCUCACAAGUUUCCCUUAACACAGAUUUAGGUUCACAUUGCAACAAAUCUAGGAUCAGAUGGGGGCAACUAACUUCUACCUACUCCUACCUUUAGCAAAAUUAGCAGUUGAUUCUUCUGAUUGUCAUUCACUAUACCAAUGUCUCAUGAGAUCACGUGAUGUCAACACAUUGGUUUUAGUCCCAAUGUCAAAUGCCCCAAAUAAACGUUGGUUUUUAUUUUUUUUCAGGGAUUUAAAACCAGAGAAUAUUCUAUUAGAUGAUAACGGUGAGUUUCUCUUACUACUGUACAGUAGCCUAACUACUGGGAUUAUGUAUUUGAACUCAGAGAGGCUCUCUGUUAAAUAGGACUGUUCUUUGACCCCUGACCUCUCUGCCCCUGUGCUGUAGGACACAUCCGGAUCUCAGAUCUGGGCCUGGCCAUCAAAGUGCCUGAAGGGGACCCCAUACGAGGCAGAGUGGGAACAGUGGGCUACAUGGGUAAGACAGCUCACCUUCAUAUGUUAUUACCACACAUUAUAAUUCAUUUAUAAUGCAUCAGAAUACAAUACACAUAGGAUAUACACAUCGGACAAAAACCGGACACAUUUUUUACCAUACAAAGAAGAUAUUAUCAUCAAAUCUGUUGUACUCUGCUGUGUGUGUAGCUCCGGAGGUGAUCAACAAUGAGCGCUAUGGGAUGAGUCCAGACUGGUGGGGGCUGGGAUGUCUCAUCUACGAGAUGACCGCCGGACGCUCACCCUUCCGCGCACGCAAAGAACGAGUGAAGAGGGAAGAGGUAGAGAAGAGGGUGCAGGAGGAAGAGGAGGAGUACAGCGACAAGUUUACAGAGGACACCAAGGCCAUCUGUAGGGUGGUGAGAGCCCAUUGAUUGAUUGACAAGACGUAGGCCUAGUUAGUGUCAUCAGAAACCUCACACUGUAUUGGGUAGUUACCCUGAGUACCUGAUCUCAUGAUAUUUGAAAAUGACCGACUGUACAUUGCAUAAUCUCUCCCCUGUCUCGCUCUCUCUCCCCCGUCUUGCUCUCUCCCCCGGUCUCUCUCUCACUCUCCCCCGUCUCCUCUCUCUCCCCCGUCCGCUCAUCCUCCAAGUAUGAUAUCUCUCCCUUAUCAGAUAUUAUUCCCCCCGUAUAGCCCUAUCUCCCCCCCGUCAAAUCAUCUCCCCCCCUAUCUCUCUCUAUCCCCCCGUUCUCUCUCUCUCCCCUUUUCCUUCUUCCCCCCCGUCUUCUCUCUCUCUCCCCCCGUUCUCUCUCUCUCAUCCCCCUCGUCUCGCUCUCCUCCCUCCGUACGCUCUCUCUCCCACGUCUCCGCUCUCCUCCCCCCCUCUCCUCUCUCUCCCCCUCCUUUCUCUCUGCUCUCUCCCCCCCGUUCUCUCUCUCUCUCCCCCCCGUCUCUCUCUCUCUCCCCCCCGUCUCGUCUCUCUCCCUCUCCCGUCUCGCUCUCUCCCCCCCGUCUCGCUCUCUCUCCCCCGUCUCGCUCUCUCUCUCUCUCCCCCGUCUCGCCUCGCUCCCCCGUCUCGCUCUCUCUCCGCCGCUCUCUCUCCUCCCCCGUCUCGCUCGCUCCCCUCUCCCCGUUUUUCUCUCUCUCCUUUCCCCUGGUUUUUCUCUCUCUCUCUCUCCCCCCGUUUCGUUCUCCCCCUUUCCCGCUCGCUCUCUCCCCCAUCUCUCUCUCUCUCUCUCUCUCGUCUCCUCUCCUCCCUCUCUCGUCUCUCUCUCUCUCUCUCCCUCCCCCCCCUCGACGCUGCCCGCCCCCCCGUCUCCCCCUCUCUCUCUCUCUCUCUCUCCCUCCCCCCGUCUCUCUCUCUCUCUCUCUCCCCCUCUCUCUCCAGCUGUUGACCAAAGAUCCUAAUCACAGGCUGGGCUGUACAGCAGAGGGGUCAGCGGGGGUGAAGGCUCACUGCUUCUUCAGGAACAUCAACUUUAAGAGACUAGAGGCAGGCAUCCAGGAGCCCUCCUUUGUACCUGAUGUAAGUAGAGGAGGAGGAGGAGGAGGAGGAGGAGGAGGAGGAUGGCAACUCUGGUCCCUCUUCAGCUCUGGAAACAACACCAGGAAGUGUUUAAUAUGGGAACCAACCAACUGUUCCAAUUGUUUCAAUCAGUUACAUUCAGGACUGGGGGAAUAUGUUAUUUACACCAGGGAUGAUUACCUCUACUCCAAAUGAAGACUCUCAAACGUUUUACUCCUCCCUCCCUCUGUAUCUUCUCCCUCUUUUCCUCUGUGCGUUUCUUCUCUCUCUCAGCCCCGGGCGGUGUACUGUAAGGACGUGUUGGACAUUGAGCAGUUCUCUACAGUCAAGGGAGUAAAUCUGGACCAAACUGACAACGACUUCUACUUCAAAUUCUCUACAGGCUGCGUGUCCAUCCCAUGGCAGCACGAGGUGGGUGAACUAACUGGGACGUCUUUCCCUCUCCUCUGGCCUCUUCUGAGAGGUAGUCUGCAAGGUAACCUGAAAGACUGAAUAAUUGGUGGUCUUGUCUGUCAGUGGCAGUCAUAUACUGUCCUUACACCAUCUCUCUCUGUCUCUGUCUCUGUCUGUCUCUGUGUGUGUGUGUGUGUGUGUGUGUGUGUGUGUAUAGAUGAUAGACACAGAGUGUUUCAGUGAUCUGAAUGUGUUCGGGCCCCAGGGGACCAGACCCCCAGAUCUGGACUGGAACACACUCCCCGAGCCUCCCCGACGCAGCCUGCUGGACAGGAUCUUCAGAAGACAUGUGAGGACACACACACACACACCAACAUACUCAGUCUCACACAGAGUUCACACUACACAGUUACAUCCACACACUGAUACUGAGACGACACAAACUCUCUUUCCCUCUCUCUCAACCCUCCAGCACCCCGAGGUGUCCAUCACCAACAGUCGCGUGUCUUCCUGCAGUGUGAACUCAGUGGACUCCAUGUCAAACUCUGCCCCCUAG
This is a messenger RNA of Coregonus sp. 'balchen', 14671 nucleotides long. The record is from the annotation of a GenBank genome assembly. Lineage: Eukaryota; Metazoa; Chordata; Actinopteri; Salmoniformes; Salmonidae.